Molecule: messenger RNA, 969 nt
Organism: Cylicocyclus nassatus
Lineage: Eukaryota; Metazoa; Nematoda; Chromadorea; Rhabditida; Strongylidae
Source: the annotation of a GenBank genome assembly
CUCGGCGAUAACUGCUUACUCAACAUGGGAAAAUCUUUGGAACAAGUUACAAUUCUAUCAAAUCCAGACUUUAGAUACUGGUCUCAAAUAUUACAGCCGAUGGUGGACACUGAAGAUUGGGCAUUUGUAGAUGAGGACUAUACUACAUGGAAAAAUUCUUUUGAAAAGUUUUGGCUGUUUACUGCUGUUGAGAAAGACACUGACGAAACCGUUGGAUGUAUAACUUUAGCAUUUGAUCGAUCCAUAUCUGGAAAAGAGGAUGAAGAGUUAUAUUACGUAGGAAUGUUUUAUGUGCGCGAAGAAUGGCGAGGAUCUGGAGUUGGUGUCGCACUAUUUGACAAAGUUAUGGAAAUUGCUCAUGGCUCGAAUAUGACUUUGCAUGGAGUUUUGAAAAUGUCGCAGAAGUACGCUACAAAAUAUGGAUUCGACAAAAUGCCAGAUUAUAAACAUGUCUUUGCGUCAGUACCUACUGAGCAUCUUGUUAUACCGGAGCCGGAUCAUAGUUACAUUUUAAAGGAUUUGAAAGACGUCGACGAAUCGAAGCUAGAAACUUACGACGCUGAAAUUUGCCAUAGAAGCCGAGCAAAUUAUCUACGAAAUUUCAUGAGUACGAAAGAUUGCUAUGUCAAGGUUGCUUUAGACCAAUCAGGUAAAAUCGUAGGAUUUUGCAAUGUUCGGUCAACAAUAGCGAAUACACUCUGUACUGGACCACUUUACGCAGAUAAUGAGGCCAUCGCAAAAUCUCUACUCGCUGGCGUUUUGUCCAUGAUCAAAGACAUCAAAAAAUAUAGAUACAUUGCAUCGCUGUUUCCUGACAUUAAUAAAGAAGCGCACGAUCUCUUUCAAUCGCUCGGAGGAGGCCACACCAAAAUUGCUCCUUUUACUCAAUGUGCCUUCACUAAGAAGGUUUUACCAAUACCGGAGCAGAAAGUAUUUGGAGUGAUCGAAUGUGCGAACAGUUUCGUCUGA